UCAUUAAAUUGAGAAGAAAUGGAUGAAAUGGCAUUGCAACAUGUUGCCCCUGUUUGAGAGUGAUAUUUUAACGAAAUCAUUUUUAAAAGUGUUAUUCUAGCAAAACAUGUUUUGACAAUGGCAAAAUGUCAAUUUUCUCGACCGAUUUAUCGAGGGCCCGACACGGUCGUAGUAAUAAGAUGGCACGGUCCCGUUCGUCGAUCAGCGUCACGAGCCAUUAAUUCCUUUCUCGCGACAGGAACAGUAGAAUGGAUCCCCCAGGUACGAUCUGGACCGUCGGUCACGCAUCGGACGGACCACGCGCGCUCGAGGCCCCCCGACCCCGUCGCUGUACAUCCAAGCUGUCUAAACGCCCCUCGCCUGGGCUCUCGUCACCAGUGUGAACGCGGCAAGGAGGAAGAGAGGACGAGAUGGGCGGCGGCGGCGGCGACGAGCGCGAGAAGGCCAAGGGCGGCGGCGGCGGAGGAGGAGGAGGAGGUGGAGGAGGAGAGUACGGGACGUUCCAGGGCCCGCCCAGCUACCCGCCCCCGCGCCCGCCGGUCGUCGGGUACCCGCAGCCCGCGCCGCCGCCGGGGCUCUACGGCCAGGGCGAUCCAUACUACCGCCCCCGCGGCGGGUACCAGGGCAUUCCCGCUCGAGAUUAUGAAGCAGGUGCUCGUGGACAUGGUCAUGACCGCCUUCCUUGCUGUGGGAUUGGCAUUGGCUGGUUUUUAUUCAUAGUCGGUUUCUUCCUCGGUGCUAUUCCUUGGUAUGUCGGAGCAUUCCUACUGUGGUGUUCUAGAGUGGACUACAGGGAGAAACCAGGAUAUGUAGCAUGCGCUAUAGCGGCUGUCCUUGCCACCAUUGCUAUAAUAAUCGGAGCUACCGCUGGAGCUGCUUAAUUACAUUUUACAUUGUGUCGUUAUUGUACAUACUGUAUAUCUCAUGGAUGCACAAACAUUUAGUAUGUCGUCUGCGAUGUACCUUAUUCAGCUUUUCUUUUCCGUUUGAUUUUUUAAUGUUUAACAAGGAGAACGGAUGCCCUUGUUCAUGGUCAUAAAUAAAUCAGGUUGAGACGAUUUCGCCUUUUGAAUACCUA
This is a messenger RNA of Oryza sativa Japonica Group (Japanese rice), 1078 nucleotides long. RefSeq names its product large ribosomal subunit protein eL20z. Lineage: Eukaryota; Viridiplantae; Streptophyta; Magnoliopsida; Poales; Poaceae. The record is from RefSeq and is a predicted model, not a curated record.